AUGCCUUUUGCAGAGCUGCAACCGCCCAGAAAUCUUCAAAUUGACCCUUCAGAAUUUGGCGCUUUGAAAAUCUCCUGGCACCCGCCCGACUCUCAGAUCCUUCUAGAGGCAUAUGAGAUAAUUCUCAAGAACUUGACGUCCUCUGAGGAGAUUCAGGCGCGCAAGUGCAGACACCUGCAGUCUGUGGUGGGCAACGGUAGCUUACAGAUGAAAGUUCUCGGGACGGACACCUCGGCCUACUUUGGCAACCUCAUUCCCGACACCUUCUACCGGGUGGAUGUGUUUGCUCUGUCAGAGGACGAACGUAGUGCCCCGGCCAGCCUAUCCUCCUCCCCACUGGUGCCUGGUAUGCCACCCACUCUACCGCCGGACAAGGUGAGCUGGUCCUAA
This is a messenger RNA of Dibothriocephalus latus, 390 nucleotides long. The record is from the annotation of a GenBank genome assembly. Lineage: Eukaryota; Metazoa; Platyhelminthes; Cestoda; Diphyllobothriidea; Diphyllobothriidae.